Messenger RNA from Xyrichtys novacula (pearly razorfish), 5269 nucleotides. The record is from the annotation of a GenBank genome assembly. NCBI's taxonomy places the organism in Eukaryota, Metazoa, Chordata, Actinopteri, Labriformes, Labridae.
AUGGCUCUCAACUAUCAGACGUCUACUCUGUCUCUGACUUUGCCGAUUUCGUGUCAGAUAUGUCUCGGGAAGGUAACUCUGUUUUAAACCUGCCCUUACACAAAUAUGUUGUGUGUUUACUCGGUGUAAACUGCUGCCUGGUUACCGUCAAGUUGGCACGGUAACGGUCUAACGCCACAAAGACAACUAACGUUAGUUACGGUUACUAACAGGAAUCAGCUAGUGCUACUUCUUCGUGUGCUUUUCGUGUCCAAGUUAGCUUGUAGUGUGCUCAUGUUUUUGUGUGUGCAGGUCAGGCAACCGGUCAUUUGUGCAAACAACCACGUGUUCUGCUCGUCCUGCAUGGAAAUGUGGUUGAAGAAAGCGAGUCAGUGCCCCACUUGCAGGGUCCCAAUCACAACAGAGAACCCCUGCAGGGAAAUCAUCGGUGAGUUACUCUCCACACACGAGGAAAGCAGUCAGAAAACAACAGAGGAGAGGUAAUGUAAGACUGGAUCAGCGGGUUUCAAUUGAGUCAUGGUGAGAUCACAUGUAUGGAGUUAAAGUUACCAUUUUAGUCAAGUUGCCAUAGGCAGCAGCGAUGACUCUUAGAAACUCGUUCAUCAUUAGAUAAUGAAUGGAAUGGCCUUUUUGCUCUUUUUCUCAUAUUACACUGAGUUCUAUGCUUUGACUUAACCUCUGAUCACACAAAUCAGUGUGAUCAGAGGUUAACUUUAGUAAUCAUUGUUAAAGGGAUAUUCCGGCGUAAAAUUAAUUUAGGGUCAAAUACACUGUAACACCGAGUUAGACACCCCCUCAAGAGAUGUAUGUUGUUGACCGCUUGCUUCUCUAGUUAUACCAACUGUAGUCACGACGCACGAUAGCAAUACACAGCGAUCUGAGGAGCCACAAACAAACGCUCAACAAAAAAGCCACUCUAUAGCCACAAAUAAUGUUCAGAACAGCACCUAAUUUCAUCAACAGUACAUAUAGGGUCCCAGCCACCAAACAUCCCCUUUUCUUUGCCUAAUUUCUUUAGCAAAGAGACCAAACACAACUCACCUACUCUCUUCCAGCAGCUGCUUGUUUGUAGCGAGUCCAUUACGGACUACAGUGAGGCGGCGCAGCCCAACGAAGAACAUUUAUGAUAAUUUCUUCAUGGAAAUGUAAUCAGACAGAGACGCUAAGGCAGAAGAACUAUCGCGCCUGUGGUGCAAAAACGAUUAAUAUGGUGAUUAUUACUUCAAGGAAAUGAUAAAGUAAUGAUCCUCGAGCUGUGUCACCCCGCAUCAACUAAAACAUUGACGCAAUAGUGAAGUGACAUUUAUGAAAACACUGACGGUAGUAGAGCUGGACAAAUCUCAAGAGACAUUAAUAAUUGUCGUGUUUUAGGCAAGCGAGAGGUACCUUUUGCCCUGAAGUCAGCUACUUGUUUUGAUUUUUUUUACUGCCUCUGGUUUUGUGUCCUGGAUCAGUGUUUAAUUUAACACAGGUUAAGUUGAUACUAAUCCACCUAGCAAUAUGGGCCUCACCAAUUCCAAGCAUAUUUCUUUACAUGUUAAAUAACAUUAUUUAUUUAUACUAAGGUGUCUUGGACAUGGCCUGAAUAUGUGUGCUCUCCACAUAGAAAUCCACCCCAAAAAGACACCUCAAGUUUUCACAGUAAUGUAUUUUGCAUGUUGUGGGUUGAUGCUCUAUAGUUAUGUAACUGUUGCAUUAUUUAACUUAGAGUGGCUCUUGUUCUUCACUGUAAUGUUUUGUUGUCAGGUCUGUUUAACUGUCACUGUGCGCAUGCACUUUUGUUAUAGGAGGCACAAAUGAGAGUGAUCAGAGUGACAACCCUCGCAUGAGGAAAUGCCUGAGAAAAACCAGAGGAGAACUGCUCCUGCGCGAAUAUGAGGUAUGAGUUCUUAUCAACUUGUUUUCCUUUUUUUCAAUUCACUUAUAACAAGCUGGUUGAUGCUAUUAGAUGGAAUCACAAUAAUGCAGACAUAGGUUAACAGAUUAACACAAUUUUGUGAAGUUUUAAUUUCCGUACUUCUUCCACAGAUUUGCUGGUUUAUUUAUGCUUUCAGAGUAUCUAAUAGAACAGUUUUAACUUUGUCUGAGCAUAAUAGGCAAACUUUUGUAGAAUAAUGUAUUUACUGUGUCAAAAGAACAGAGUGCUCGGAAGAGAAAAACAGCACUUUCCAAGUAGCCAGACUAACCUUUUUAAUACUGUGGCGUUUACGAUAUGCCUGUUUUUAAGUUCGACUAUUUUCUUUGACAGGAGGAAAUCGAAGGGCUGAUCAGAGAAAAUGAGGAGCUGAAAACAAAAACUCAGUUUCUGGAGUCCCAACUGAAGACUGCUCUGGAUCCCUGCAGCAUUAAUACAGUGCAAACGGAUGAUAAAAAAGUUGACCCACAUGUCCUGAAGGAAUGGACCAACAAGCUGAGUGCUGCAGCUGAUGUUUGCGAUAAAGUGAAGCAGGACAUGGACAAACUUAAAGAGGUAAAUAACGUGUUGUCCUCAGGGUCAUGUGUAAGUAAAAGUUUUGCACAUGCUACACAGUACUCUGCACUUUGUUGAAUUUCCAGCUUUUAUACCCUCUGCCAAUCACAUCCCCCCGCAUACCUGGACUUUUUUUUGUGUAAUUUUAAGCUACCUAAACAGGGGAGGUAUCUCUAUCUCUAUAGAGGACUUAUCCCAUCCUUAGCACAGUUCAAGAUACAAAGCACUGUUAAGCUGGUAAGGUUGGUGUUUAGCUCAAGAGCAAAUGAUGAUGUCAGUCAGUGUUUUUGUGUCAUGGUUUUUAGGUAAAAAAACAGACUUUAAAUUGCAUUGUGCAGCCGUGUAAAGACAAACCUUACAGUUGUAAAAUCAUCAAAACCAAAAUAGAAAAUGAAUCUGAUUUGCAUCUAUUCAACAGUUUUACUGAUGUAUCAGUUCAUAUGAAAGAAAAGAAUAAACAUGACAGCAUCCUUCAAUAAGGAUUAGUGACUAAUUAAGAGACAUUAAUGCUUUUGUCUGUAAAACACUUUUGUGGAAUAAUAUGUAACAUGACAGUGUGUGUUUAUUUACCUUUCUCAGGCAAACAAGACUUUACGUUCCCAGAAUGUUGACCUGGUCCAAGAAAACAUGAGACUGAAAGCAGAAGUGGUCAGCAGAUCUCCACAGAAGUAAGUAGAUUUCUUGUGUCAGGGCUGAAAACUGUAAAAAUAUGGAUAUAUGAUGCAGGCCCUAUUGGUGGAUAUAUUUUCAUCUUGUCAACAACAGAAGCUACUGGCCAGACAACACUCUGACUGAUUUCUACUGAGAUGUUUUGAGAAUGAAUGAAGGGAAUCUCUGGUUAGUAUCAGAACUGCUAACUCAACUUGACUUUUUUUCAACUUAGAAAUGGAUGAGAAGGUCUCCAUAUCUUCAAAACAGUUGAUUAUAUCCCCCCCAUACAGUGCGAAAGAAUAAAGUAAUGAGCUUUCAAGAAAAAAAAGCUUUUGUACCAGGUUAAAAAACAUGUUUUAUUGCUCUGUAAAAAAGAUGACAUUUUAACAUAGGUGUUAAUAGGGAUUCCCAGACUUUUUCAGCCAGUCUCAAGUGGACACUGAGGAACUACAUUUUUUUUUUUUCACGUCUGCAUUGGCUUCAGUUUUCAGCAUUGGAGGAUGCUGCUUUGCUGUGACAGCUGAAUGCUUUAGUCUUUCUCUAACUGUUAUUUGUCUGACUGUCAGAAGUAUCCAAGUGUAAUGUUUUUUUUCCCGUUAAAGUAGAGCUCGGUGCCACAGUUUGCGACUCCUGCAACCCUGCUAGCUAAUUUCUCUUGCAAAUUGUCAAGGGUUAAAGCGUUCUUAAUGGAUAUGACAACAAAGUAUAAACAAUCUUUUAAAAAUACAUAUACUUGGCCAGGGUGGAUACAUUUAUAAGCUGGUAUCUCCCUGCUGUCAUAUGAGAAUCCUUGAACAAUUCAAACACAUGAAACCAUCUGUCCCCAGGUUUGGCCGUUAUACUGUGGCAGCUCUGGAAGCUAAAAUCCAGCAGUAUGAGCGUGACGUGGACCACUUAAAGAGGGCUCUGGAACGGAGUGAUCAGUACGUUGAGGACCUGGAAUCCCGGAUCAGAAUGUCAGAGAAGAGACAGCCCGAUGUGCAGGAAGCAUGUGGGAGUGGCACAGCCAACUCUGAAACCUUCACGCAGCAACAGAAAAUCAACAUGAUGCUGAGAAGCUUGAGUGACACCGAGAGGCAGCUAAUCUGUAGCAACCCAGAAGCAGAAUGCCGGACAUUUUCCAGUAAUCCCAAUUCGGCUUUCAGGUCAUCUGUAGAUCAAAAAGAGUUAAACAAGAGUCUGGUAGACAAGCAGAAAAAAGAGGACUUGGUUGGUGCCUCCUCUGACUUUUUGCCCACCACUCCAUCCUCUGCUUUCCGGUCCUUGACGCUGAAAAGCCCUGGCAUCCGGGAAAAGAAAGUUGCAUUUAAGCCUGCAACUUAUCUGAGAAGGCUGGAUUUUGAAGAAUUUCCCAAUACAGGCAAGAGCAGCAGCGCCAUGGAGAACCAAUUCAGCAGUCUUGACAAAUUCCCCAAAGCCUUGCCUCAAAAUGCUGACGUCCAACCCUCAAAUGGUGUCUUCUGGAGUGGCUGGCAGAGAUCUAAAUCUAAUGACCAGUCAUGUCCAGGUACAAGUCAAGACAGCUCUGCCAAAGGAUCUACAUCCUCUGAUCUUGCAGACGAUGAGCCGGAUAACUUCCAGAUUUCCAGCGAGGCCUCCAUGGAUGCUGCUUACUUGGACAAAAUCUCAGAGUUAGACUCCAUGAUGCUGGACGGUGAGAGCUCCAGCAGUCGAGGCUCACACCUCUCACUGGCUUCAUCUCCUCCUGCAGACCUAGACAGCACCCUUGUCCCAGAACCACAAACCAGCCAUGAUCGGAAACCUGCGACCCAGCAUGAGCCUGAAAAGCACACAGCUAAGGGAAACUUGGAUGGUACCAUCAACAGUCAAGAGGCUCCAAAAGGCUUCGCAGAGGUGUCAGAGAGUGAUUGUGCCGGGCCUUCACAGGCUGAUGAACUGUCCUUUGAUUUGCUGUUUGACUCGGUGGAGGAGAAUAAGGACACCGGUCCCUCUGGCUCUGCCAACCCAGCAAACCAAGACCAGGAUCAGGCUACCCCUUCCUCCUUCUCCUCUUCUUUUAGCUGCAGCAGUAAACCUGUGAACACAACGAGAGACAAAAACACACUGACUUUCAGCCAGCCAACAAAAAGAAAGUCUUACAGUCCCUUCAGCACAGGUAGUCCCACCAAACAGUCAAAGCUCAUGUGA